Cucumis sativus (cucumber) is the source of this 1007-nucleotide messenger RNA. RefSeq names its product protein SKIP34. The record is from RefSeq and is a predicted model, not a curated record. NCBI's taxonomy places the organism in Eukaryota, Viridiplantae, Streptophyta, Magnoliopsida, Cucurbitales, Cucurbitaceae. The transcript has a single exon. Bases 320 to 610 code for a protein of 96 amino acids.
ACACCAAAAAAGCCUAACAAUUCGGCGACACUGAAUUGAGCGUAACAUCUACAAUAUGCUAUACUAAACCGCCAAAUUAAGAAAUGUAGAUUCCAACAAAAGUUUACCACCAAAUCAAAAUAACGUUUCUCCUAACGGCAGGCUACGACGUCGUUUGGAGUUGGACCAUACCCACCCAACCCAAGGAUCCGUUUUGACCAUAAGUUUCAAGAAGUCAAAAUUCAUCCUCAGAAUUCAGAGCAGCUCCAAGAAUCCGAUUUGUUUAUCCAAAUACCGAUUCAUCUCUCUUUCCGCCGAUCGUCGAUUUUCAGUUUCCGCCAUGUGUAACGGUCACCACCGACCUUUGUUCAGAGGUAGCCUUCCUCCCUACCAGACCUCCGUACCGGAAAACGGCGCCGUAUCCGUUGUGGACAACCUACGGGGUCGAUUAGAGGAAACCGAGUUGCGGCUGGCUCAAGUUAGGGCUCGAGAGGCGGAGCUCAGCCGACUCUUGGAGGAAAUGAAACGAUUAGUAUCUGUGAUGGAGAUCCUCGAGAACUACCUGAAGCGGCAGUACAGCGACCGUCAAGAAUAUGUGGUUCGUCUCCUCUCCCCUGUAUCUCGAAAAUAGAAAUUCCUCUUCGCCGUCGGUGUCUAUAAUUUUAGCUGUACCAUCCAAAAACUCGUUUUGUUUACAUGCCUCUUCGCUCUUCUCAUUCUCAAUCCUCGUAGAUUGUAAUCGCCACCAAAUGUAUGGAUUUAUUCCCCCUAGAUUUCACUUGUGAAUGGAAUCGUAGAAUCGAUACCGUUAGAAUCGAGGGGGAUUUUCAGUUUUUUGAAUGAGAGCGACUUGCAAAUCGCUUAAGACGAUCAUUUUGUUGUUUCUUGAUGGAAUAUAUGGCAGUUUUCUGUAAUCUAAUUAGUCAUAUUGUAAGUAUUUCUCAGAUUAACAUUGGUUUUAAAAGGUUUUUAGACGAAACUUAUGUCAAAUUCAUCUUACUUGGGAAUGAAAUCGUGGAAUUGAUACC